AUGAUACUUACAUUUAUUAUUUUUGUGUAUAAGCUAAAAAUAUUCGUCCUUAAGAUACUCCAGUUGCUUAUACUAAAGUCUUCUCUGAGUGCUUAUUUUCAAUCAUCUUGGUCUGAUCUUGAAAAGAAUCAUACAAAGUUACCGAAAAUACCACAACAUAUAUCAUUUGUAAUUUUUGAGGAAAUAUUCUCUGCACAGGAUAUUGCGAAUUUGGUAAUAUGGUGCUCAGCGAUUGGUGUUUCGUACCUGUCGCUGUCCGAUAUGAAGGGCAAUAUUUUACAUCUAAGAGAUAGCGUUGAACAGUUUAUCAAGGAAAAAGACUAUUCUGUAAAAAAGAACAACGAGACUAAAUCUUCUGUCAUAUACAGUCCUCUGAGUCGUGUACUGUCAAAAAUCACUGUGAACUAUCUUAAUUGUGAUGACGGAUUUGAUCAGAUAUGUCAGUCUGCACGUUAUUUAAGCACAUCUACCAGUACUCUUACGGAUGAAAGGGUCAACCAAACUAUUACUGAAUUAACUAAAGUUCCAGACGUUGACCUCACUAUUCAUUGCGGAUUGUCUUCAAGUUUCUCUGGUCUUUUGCCAUGGCAAAGUCGGUUUUCAGAGUUCAUACAAUGCCCUUCAGUCCGAGGCCUUCGGUUGUCUGACUUCCAUCAAAUUGUAUGUCGUUUUGGGAUGGUCAAACAACGUUGGGGUCGUUGA
Molecule: messenger RNA, 702 nt
Organism: Schistosoma rodhaini
Lineage: Eukaryota; Metazoa; Platyhelminthes; Trematoda; Strigeidida; Schistosomatidae
Source: the annotation of a GenBank genome assembly